Galeopterus variegatus (Sunda flying lemur) is the source of this 771-nucleotide messenger RNA. RefSeq names its product golgin subfamily A member 6-like protein 22. The coding region runs from base 1 to 771 and encodes 256 amino acids. The transcript has a single exon. Lineage: Eukaryota; Metazoa; Chordata; Mammalia; Dermoptera; Cynocephalidae. The record is from RefSeq and is a predicted model, not a curated record.
AUGGUUAUCUCUAAAUCAAAGUGGUUAGAUAAAGGAAGGAUAUCGCACAUGUUUUGCUCUUUUUUCUCCUGUAUCCAAGAUCAAAAUAAGCUCAAACAUGAAUCACAUGAGGUGAAAAAAAAUAUUUGUAGAGAUAAUAAGGUACCCAGAGAUGAGAACAAGGCGCUAAGAAAAGAAAACAAGUCCUUGUGGGGAGAAAACAAAGCUCUUCAACGAGAAAAUAAAGCCUUCCGAAUGGACAACCAGUUAAUCCGGGAAAGAAAUCAGUUACUAAGACAGCAAAACCAGGUCCUCUGGAAGUUUAAAAGUGUGAUUUCAGAGAACCAAGAAUCGUCUAUAGAAGAAAGCAGUGCCCUGAAUACAGAAAGAAAGCCUUAUUGGCAAGAGGGUGGAGCCCUGGAUGCUCAGAUCAAGGCUCUCAGGGAGCAGGAGAAAGCUUUCCAGAAUGAGGCAAAAGCACUUCAAAAGGGAAUCAGAUCCCUUUAUGAGCAGGUCAAGGCUCUACAACAUCAGAAGAGAGCAAUCGAAAUGGAGGAACAGGCCCUGAGGAAGCAGGGAAUAGUGCUAGAGAUGGAAGAACAGGCUCUGUGGAAGGAGGAACAGGCCCUUCGUGAGGAGAACAAGGCUCUUAGAGAAGAAAACAGUGCUCUGCAAGAAGAGGAAAAAGCCCUGGGGGAAGAGGCAAAAAUCCUCGAGGAGUGGAAUAAGGUUCUUCAGAAAAAGACAGCAAACACACUUGCUGGGAACAUGUACAAUGAUGAAAAGGAGUAG